Guillardia theta CCMP2712 is the source of this 8691-nucleotide messenger RNA. RefSeq lists its product as hypothetical. The coding region runs from base 1 to 8691 and encodes 2896 amino acids. The record is from RefSeq and is a predicted model, not a curated record. NCBI's taxonomy places the organism in Eukaryota, Cryptophyceae, Pyrenomonadales, Geminigeraceae. The transcript is spliced from 3 exons. Gene Ontology annotation, molecular function: protein binding.
AUGAGUCAAGGCGAUCGAGCUCAUCGCAAAGGAGUUUCUACUUCGCUUGCAUCAUCAAAUGCGCACUUGAGAGCGCUUCAUGUCGACCUCCAGCGAUCUGUGGGAUCUGCGGACAGCAAGUACUCGCUCCGCGACAACUCCGUGAUAUCCGAGGAUGAUGGAGAGCGGCGCGGAGACGAUCUUCCUAGCGUCAUGUACGGCGGCAGAAAGUUUGCCACCCUCGACGGCACAUACUACAUGUCGGAGAGGACAAGCAGCAACGAAGACUGCCAGACACAAGCCUUGCGGCUGCCGAAGGGCUGGGCCAUCGCUCCGGAUGACUGGCUAUCGAGAGAAGUCAUCAGUCAGUACACUUGGGGAACCGAUUACAUGUUGGUCGAAAGCGGCUCAUACUAUCGCACAAACUGCUGGUAUUGCUCCAAUGGAGGCUCCUCUCUACGCAGCAGCGACGGCUUGUACUGGCCGGCGUCUUGCAACAUGCGGAUACUGAUCGUGUACGUGGGAUGCCCGCAAGGUCAGACCCCAGACUUCUGCUCCACGAGGUAUCGAGACUCCGCGACUGCCGACCCAGCGCCUGCGCACUUCCAAGGCCCUCCGAAUGCGACGAUCCUCAACACGUCCUACCUCAAGUCAGACCUGGCGGUAGGAAGAAAUUGGUCCUACAUCCUCUCGCCAAGCUCUGUCGAUGACGGGAGCUGGAGAGUGCCGGACCUUGGGUUUCCCUUCUGCGUGGGAGGCAACAACGUGCAAUCAUCGGUGUACAUAUCGUCCAAUAGCUACCUGACCUUCGGACAAGCCUGGUCGACCUACACCUCCCUGUCAGCCAGCAAUCCUUACGUCCCGACUCUGUUUGUCGGAGCUGGAGACACUUCAGCCCAGCUGAUCGUCGGGACCCCCACCAGGGAGGGAGACAUGCGGGGAUACGUGGUGAGGUUCGAGGGGACCUCGUCUACCUCGGGGCUCCCGGGGCAUCCGAAUCUCAUCUUCGAGGUGACUUUCUUUGCCAACAACACCUUGCGGGUCGCAAUCGGCUUGCAGAACACCUACUUCUCGACCAUGUACAUGAUGAGCGACGGCAGGGGGUCAACUUUGACGUCUUUCUCCAUGCCCGACCGUGAGGCUCGUCUGCUUGUCUCUGGUGUGCCGUCGCCGUAUGUGAUGCUUGACUUGCCGUGCGUGCUGUGCAACAACUCCAUCCCUCCCAACUCCAUCUACUCCUCCGACUUCUCUACGGCAUCGCAGUCGUGCGAUUGGAUAUGCCAACCCGGGUUCCACCUCAAAGGCGAGAGCUGCGCUGAGUGCGAAGGGAAGCCCAGCAACGCCAGCUACUCCAACGAGCUCUGCGGGUGGACGUGCGACGUUGGCUUCUACAAGUCAGGGAGCAUGUGCAUGCCCUGCACCAAGAGGCCGGCCAACGCUGUGUUUGUGUCGGCAGGGCGCGGGGAGGGGGCGGACUCCUGUGCCUGGCAGGAGGUAGUGGAAGAGGAGGGGUACGUGUUCUCGACUCUUGGCGGGUACGGUCCUACGUCGCAGUACUCCAUGUGGAGCUGUGUGUCGGAAUGGCAGGAGUACCUGCCGCUGCCUGCGGGCUGGUCGAUCGCUCCGGACAACGAGAUCAGCAUCAACGUCACCGCCAAGUACGACUGGGGAGCUCUUCGGCUUGUGCUGGACAGCAGCUCGAGCUACUACACUAACAGCGUCAUGUCAGAAGAUAACUGGUAUUAUUGGUUUUAUUACUACAUGCAAUACCCGGGCUCGUACUACAGCAGCGGCUAUCUCUCGACGUAUGACAGAGUUUACUAUCGCUCGUCAGAUUGCGAAGCUCGAGUUCUGCUCCUCGCUCCCGUAUGCGCAUCAGGCUACAUGGCCGUCGCUCCUGCAGACUCUGCAAGCGGAUUGACGAACGCGUCUCGCUGUGUCCCAUGCUCCAACACCAUCCCUUCCGGCGCACAGUACGUGCUCUCGCCCUACCCUCAGGAGACGAGCAGCUGCGGGUGGAGCUGUCAGGUUGGCUUCUACCCGUCAGGCUCGACGUGCUCCAAGUGUGCGGGCAAGCCUUCUGCUGCCGUCUACGUGGGCGCCGGGCUGAUGGGCAAGGCAGACAGCUGUGCUUGGAGCUGCUUGCCGGGCUAUCGCGAGGUCGACGGAUGGCGAUGCGAGGCCUGCGCGUCUUCGCUGCCUCCCAACGCUCACUGGGAGGGGUCAGGCUGCUCGUGGGCGUGCGACUUUGGUUAUCGUCAGAGCGGGAGCAGCUCUUGCGACGACAUCACCGUAGGAUACAACGGACAGCGCUAUGCGAGCUUGGGAGGGAGGGCUCCCUACGACAGCUCGACCUGCAGCUGGGAGGUAGCGAGAGCUCUGCCGGAGGGGUGGAUGAUAGCGCCCAACACAGGCGACAGCAUCUCUGUGGUAUCUCAGUACCCGUGGGGGGCCAGCAAUGUCGUGCUGGAGGACGGGACGGCAUGGAACACAGGAUACGGAGGCAUGUGCUGUACGUCGCGACUGUACAGCUACGACGGGAUGUUCGUGUCAAGAGACAGCUGUGGGACGGUGCUGGUGGUAGCAGAGGACUGUCUCGCGGGCUACUACAGGGAUCCCUCCAACAUGACCCGCUGCAUUCCGUGCAGCAGCUACAAGCCUAAUCACGCCACCUACAACAGCAGCGGCUCGCCUGCAAACAAGAACAAUUGCGACUGGCGAUGCGACGCCGGCUAUUACAGGGAUGCUUACGGGAGCUCUUGUGUCGCCUGCUCGGUAGCCCCUCCCAAUGCUGUGUACACCACGAGCGAGCCCGGAGAGAGCUGCAGCUGGACGUGCCAUGCAGGCUACUACCUCCAAGACGGGGCAUGCAAAGCCUGCGAGACGAGUCUGCCAGAGUUCGCCUACUUCACAGCAGGCGAAGUCAGCGGGAGACAGUGCGAGUGGUCAUGUCGGUUCGGGUAUGUGAGGAGCAACGGAAGGUGCGUCGGGACCAAGUACGCCGGAAGAUACUACACGACUCUGAGCGGCAGAGCUCCCAACGACCCCUACACCUGCCGUGACGACCCGUACUUGCCGGUACCAGCAGGAUGGGAGCUCGCCCCCAACAACCAGGACAGUCAGUACGUCACCUGGUACUUCACCUGGGGAUCGUACUACUUGGUGUUUUCAGAUGGCUCUCUGUGGUACACAGCUCGCGGCACUAGCUCUACCAGCCCCCAGCAAUACAGCUGGGGAUAUCUGAGCUCCUACAACGGCAUGUACAAGGCAAAUGGUUGUGACAAGGGAGUUCUGCUGAGGUCUACCGAAUGUGCCCCGGGAUAUCUCAAGAGCGGCUCCAGCUGUGUGCCCUGCAGUAACGCGCUGCCUACCAACUCGUCAUAUGGCAGUCUGAUAGCAGCAGACAACCAGCUCAUCUCCACCUGUGCAUACGUGUGUAACGCCGGCUUCAAGCAGCAAGCCGAUCAUUGUGUAGCUUGUGACCGAGCGACGCUGCCAGCCCAUGCUGAGUAUGUCCAGCUGACGAUGAGACACGAGGUCGAGUACGAGUGCCAAUGGCGAUGCAGCGCGGGCUACCUCCUCAAGGACGGUCAGUGCGUCGCGUGCGAGGGCAGGAAGCCGCGGGCGGCUCACUGGCUGCGGGAGGGCAGCAACGGGACGGCAUGCGGCUGGGCGUGCGACUUCGGCUACUUCGCGUCGGAAGACGGAGACUGUCUGCCGCUGCGCUCCUACGGCAACCGAUACUACGCCACCCUCGACGGCUCUCCCCCAUGGAACUGGGAAAAUAGUGACUACUACUACUACUACUACGACAACUGCAAUCAAGGGCUGAAGGCGAUCCCGGCGGGCUGGGCGAUAGCUGCGAACACCUGGGACAGCCGCAUGACAGCGUGGAUGUACCCUUGGCGCUCCUGCACCCUAAUGAUGUCUGACAGCACUACCUGGUACAGCUCUCGGUGUUAUUCGUCGUCGUCGCCUCAGUCUACCUGCUGCUACUCGCUGGUGUCAUACGACGGCAUGUACAGGUCGUCAGAAUCGUGCGGGUCGAUCCUGCUCGUGUCGCAGUACUGCGCGGCGGGCUACUACCUCCGUAACGACUCGAGCUGCGGCAACUGCUCUAACCCCAUCCCCCCUCAUGCCCUCUACGUCGCCCAGCAGGACCCCAGCCGCUACGCCGACAGCGUCUGCCCGUGGGCCUGCGAGCCCGGCUACACGCGACGAGGCGAGGCGUGUCAGGCGUGCGAGACGGCGCCGGAGCACGCGGAGUACGUAGCGUACGGGCCGGGAGGGGUCAACGGGUCGUGGACAGAGUGCGGGUGGCGAUGCAGCGCGGGCUACCUCCUCAAGGACGGUCAGUGCGUCGCGUGCGAGGGCAGGAAGCCGCGGGCGGCUCACUGGCUGCGGGAGGGCAGCAACGGGACGGCAUGCGGCUGGGCGUGCGACUUCGGCUACUUCGCGUCUUCAGACGGAGACUGUCUGCCGCUGCGCUCCUACGGCAACCGAUACUACGCCACCCUCGACGGCUCUCCCCCAUGGAACUGGGAAAAUAGUGACUACUACUACUACUACUCCUACUACUACUACUACUACUACUACUACUACAACUGCAAUCAAGGGCUGAAGGCGAUCCCGGCGGGCUGGGCGAUAGCUGCGAACACCUGGGACAGCCGCAUGACAGCGUGGAUGUACCCUUGGCGCUCCUGCACCCUAAUGAUGUCUGACAGCUCUGCCUGGUACAGCUCUCGGUGUACGUCGUCGUCGUCGCCUCAGUCUACAUACAGCUACUCGCUGGUGUCGUACGACGGCAUGUACAGGUCGUCAGAAUCGUGCGGGUCGAUCCUGCUCGUGUCGCAGUACUGCGCGGCAGGCUACUACCUCCGUAACGACUCGAGCUGCGGCAACUGCUCUAACCCCAUCCCCCCUCAUGCCCUCUACGUCGCCCAGCAGGACCACAGCCGCUACGCCGACAGCGUCUGCCCGUGGGCCUGCGAGCCCGGCUACACGCGACGAGGCGAGGCGUGUCAGGCGUGCGAGACGGCGCCGGAGCACGCGGAGUACGUAGCGUACGGGCCGGGAGGAGUCAACGGGUCGUGGACGGAGUGCGGGUGGCGAUGCAGCGCGGGCUACCUCCUCAAGGACGGUCAGUGCGUCGCGUGCGAGGGCAGGAAGCCGCGGGCGGCUCACUGGCUGCGGGAGGGCAGCAACGGGACGGCAUGCGGCUGGGCGUGCGACUUCGGCUACUUCGCGUCGGCAGACGGAGACUGUCUGCCGCUGCGCUCCUACGGCAACCGAUACUACGCCACCCUCGACGGCUCUCCCCCAUGGAACUGGGAAAAUAGUGACUACUACUACUACUACUACAACUGCAAUCAAGGGCUGAAGGCGAUCCCGGCAGGCUGGGCGAUAGCUGCGAACACCUGGGACAGCCGCAUGACAGCGUGGAUGUACCCUUGGCGCUCCUGCACCCUAAUGAUGUCUGACAGCACUACCUGGUACAGCUCUCGGUGUUAUUCGUCGUCGUCGCCUCAGUCUACCUGCUGCUACUCGCUGGUGUCAUACGACGGCAUGUACAGGUCGUCAGAAUCGUGCGGGUCGAUCCUGCUCGUGUCGCAGUACUGCGCGGCGGGCUACUACCUCCGUAACGACUCGAGCUGCGGCAACUGCUCUAACCCCAUCCCCCCUCAUGCCCUCUACGUCGCCCAGCAGGACCCCAGCCGCUACGCCGACAGCGUCUGCCCGUGGGCCUGCGAGCCCGGCUACACGCGACGAGGCGAGGCGUGUCAGGCGUGCGAGACGGCGCCGGAGCACGCGGAGUACGUAGCGUACGGGCCGGGAGGGGUCAACGGGUCGUGGACAGAGUGCGGGUGGCGAUGCAGCGCGGGCUACCUCCUCAAGGACGGUCAGUGCGUCGCGUGCGAGGGCAGGAAGCCGCGGGCGGCUCACUGGCUGCGGGAGGGCAGCAACGGGACGGCAUGCGGCUGGGCGUGUGACUUCGGUCACUAUCAAUCUCAGGGGGGAGGGAGCAAUGUCAACGCCAGCAAGUGCGAGAUGUUCCAGUACGGCAACCGAUACUACACCACCCUACAAGGCCACCGGCCUGACGAACCUUACCAGUGCAACACACCAUUGACCUUCAGCAGCAUCCCUGACGGCUGGGCGAUAGCUGCGAACACCUGGGACAGUCAGAUGGCGAUCGCGACUCAGCGGUGGGGAGUAUGUUACCUCCAGCUAUCCGACAGCUCUAUCUGGUACACCAGCAGCUGUCAAUGCUGUAACUAUCCUUAUAGAUGGGGAUCCAACUCACUGAUCGGAUAUGACGGUAUGUAUCGAUCUUGGAGUACGUGCAGCGACAUUCUUCUCAUGUCGCUCUUCUGUGCUCCCGGGUUCUACCUCUCCGGCUCCUACUGCUACCCCUGCUCCAACCCCAUCCCUGCCAACGCCAGCUACGCUCUUCCCUCCAGCCCCAGCCAGUAUGCGGACAGCAAGUGUCCCUGGGAGUGCAACGCCGGCUUCUACCGGAGCUCCGAGUGGAUGGUGUGCUUCCCCUGCACGAACCCCAUCCCCCCCUACGCCUUCUACUCUACCCCGGGCCUGCUGGACCAGCCCAACUCAUGCCAGUGGGCCUGCGCGAGCGGCGAGAGCCAUGGAGAGGCGUGUAACGUCAGCAACAGCUUGACGCACGUGGUGAGGUACCUCGGCAAGGUCUACGCGGCCUUGGAUGACGUCGCUCCCACGUCGCUCAACCUCAGCUGUCAGCAUGACGGCUCCAUGUACCAGCAGCCUCCUGCGGGCUGGGCGCUGGCGCCAUGGAGCGAGGAAGCUGUGAGAGUCGCCGGGUCGUACCCAUGGGGAGCUCGAGCCGUCGUGCUCGCCAACGGAGUCGCUUACCAGACGGCGCAGCCUUACCAGGACUACAUGAGCUACCAAACGCCCGGCACCAGCAUCUUCAGCAACAUGCUCUACCGCAGCGGCAGCUCUUACGCCCUCUCGUCCUGCGACAACGGAUACUACGCCCUGCGGAUGCUGCUUGUGCGCCUCGAGUGCGAUGACGGCUACGAGGGCCGAGGCGAUCAAGACUGCACGCCAUGCUCGGGCAGUCUACCGGCCAACGCGGUAGCCUCCUCGGGACCAGGCGGGUGCGGAUGGACCUGUCGGGCAGGAUACUACAAGGCGUAUGAGGGAUGCGCGUCGUGCGACCCGAGGUAUCCCAAGCCAAGCAACGCUCUCUAUGUGGAAGCCGACGGGUCGAGCGGUCAGGUCUGCCAGUGGCGAUGCGGCACAGGUCACUACCGCAGCCAAGGCGCUUGUGUGCCCUGCAUGAACGCUCCCAACUUCGCCUACUUCCUCGACGCCGCUGACGAGGAGUGCGCUUGGCGCUGUCAGCCGGGAUACUUCCAGUCAGGCACGCGAUGCCUCGCCUGCAAGCCCCCGCCGUCACCGGAGAGCGACGUCGUCGUGAGGCCAGCCUCCAUGCGGUGCAACAUCACGAGGUCGUGCAGGCAGGACUAUCCCGAUGCGAUGCUCUACCAGUGCGGUUGGAUCUUCGCCGUCACCUCUCGCAGCGGGGACGAGUACGCCGUGCUCAUGGACAACAUGACGGAGCCUUGGGACCCCCUGCAAGGACCCGUCUCGAGCUCCAACCAGAGGCUUCAGUGCGGCAUGGUCCAGCUGCCGGCCGGCUGGCAAGUAGCUCCAAACGACACAGACACUGUUGACGUCAUCGCACGCUACCCGUGGGGUCUCCAGCAGCUCGUGGUGUCCGACGGCACAGUCUACGCCACGUCAAACUACAACUACGUGACUGCUGGUCGCGUCAUGGCCCUCAACGGCUUGACCAAGUCUAUCCGAGCUGACGCUGAGCUGUACGCGCUGUCAUCAGGCCAGUACUGUCAGAACACUCGCAUCCUCAUCAAGAAGGUUCGCUGUGCUCCCGGCCAGUACGUCUCCGGGUCCUCCUGCAGGGCUUGCUCGACCCCUGUCUGCAACAGCGGGGAGCACGCGCUAGCCUGUCAGGAGCUGCAGGACAGCAUCUGCAGCUCAGCCCUCAAGCCCUGCACAGGCAAGUGCCGGUGCCAGCUGUUUGACGAGGCGAGAGGGUCCUUGUCCGACGGGUCGGCACUGUCAAGCCUGUACGAGGACGGGAGCAACUGCCGGUGGAUCAUCCAGCCUCCAGGCGCCUCCUCCAUCUCCCUCAACUUCACCUCCUUCGCCCUCGAGCCGGGAUACGACUUCCUCACGAUCAACGAGUGCAUCGGCCUCCUGGGAGCGUCGCUGGAGUGCUACGGGAGGACGGAGGUCGCCAAGCUCACGGGCCUGCACAAGCCCGGCAGCCUGACGGUGACGGCGAGCUCGCGGGUGCUGGAGGUUUUGUUCGAGGCGGACGAGAGCGUGGCGUAUCAGGGUUUCACGAUGACGUGGACGGCAAACAUCUCGAGCGACGCGCUGUCACAGUACUGGUUUGUGAGCAGCAAGUACCUUCACUGUCAGAUGCUUCACACCUGGAAAGACAUCGUUCCGAGCCUCGAUACUCAUAACAGCACCUUCAAGAUGGGAGGCCUCGGACAGCUCAUGGUCAGACGCGAGCUCGAGGUGUGGGUGUGUAGCUACGUCGACGCGUGCGCGUUGGCUGGAGACGCCUUCUGCUACAUCUACGACGAGAAGAAGAAGCUCUUCGUCCCUUGGGACAUGGCGAGCCACCUGAAGCUCUUCUAG